AUGUCUUCCAAUAAUGACCCUGUUGCAAUUCCAAUGAUAGAAAGAAAUCCCAAUGACCUUCCUGGAAUGGACACCAAUACACCAGCCAAGCGCAGGCCAAAGCGUGCCAGAGCAGCCAGCCCAGAGCGAGGAGGAGGGAGCAAGAAGAAGGGCCAGAAGAAGGGAGGGUCCACGUGUCCUCGGUCCUUUAAGAAGCCUUUGACUUCCCCUCACCCAGCCCUCGCCCUCACGGGCAUGUUCCCGGCACACCUUGGGAUCAUGAAACCUGGCCUCAAUGCCAUCAUGGGACCUCAGGACGGGAGCAGAUCUUUGUUAUUAGAUGUCUUAGCUGCAAGGAAAGAUCCACGUGGAUUAUCAGGAGAUAUUCUGAUAAAUGGAAAACCUCGACCUGCUAAUUUCCAAUGUACUUCUGGUUAUGUCCCACAAAAUGACAUGGUGAUGCGCACAGUGACUGUUAGAGAGAAUGUAGAGUUCUCAGCAGCUCUUCGAAUUCCAACAUAUGUAACAAGACAUGAAAAAAGAAAUCGAAUUAGUGAGGUCCUUGAACUUCUGCAUCUGGAUGAGGAGUCAAAUGUCAAGCCUAGAUCUAAGGAGCUCAGGAAGAGGACCAGCAUAGCAAUGGAGCUGGUUGCCGAGCAUCCCAUUUUGUUCUUGGAUGAUCCCACCACUGACUUAGACUUGAAAACUGCUACUGAUGUCAUCAAAGUCCUGAGAACGAUGUCUAUGAGGGGACGGACAAUCAUCUUCUCCAUUAAUCAGCCCCCGUACUCCAUCUUCAAAUAUUUUGAUAGCCUCACCUUAGUGGCCUCAGGAAAAGUCAUGUUUCACGGCCCUGCACAAGAGGCCUUGGAGUACUUCACAUCUGCAGAUUACAAGUAUGAUUCCCACAACAACCCUGCAGACUUCUUCCUGGACAUCAUCAAUGGAGGAUUCUCUUCUAUAUUAGAUACAGAGGAAGAUGGCCAUGAAGCCGACAAAUACAAAGAACUUUCUGAGAGACAGCACCAAGUCACAGAAACAUUAAGCAAUAUGUAUACCCAGUCCUCCUUAUACAGUGAAAUGAAAACUGAGCUGGAUUCACUCUUGGAGGAACAGAUGGCAGGGAGGACCCCCACCUUGGAGGAGAUCACCUGUGUCACCCCUUUCUGGCAUCAGCUCUGGUGGAUUAUCUGUCGGUCAUUCAAAAACUUUCAGGGUUUUCCCCGGGUCACUGCGAUUCAGACAAUUAUCAUAGUCACGAUGGCAGUGGCUGUGGGGACCACUUCACGUAUCCUAAGAAAUGAUUGUACUGAAGGUCAAACCAGAGCCAACCUGCUUUUCUUGCUCACCAUCUUCCAGGUUAUCACAAGCAUAUCUGCUGGGGAGCUCUUCGUGAUCGACACGGAUCGAUUUCUACAUGAGCAUACCAGUGGAUACUACAGCAUGUCAUCAUAUUUCCUUGGGAAAUUGCUGGCUGAGCUGGUACCCAGGAGGUUAUUGCCAAGUAUUACAUUUACUGUUAUCGUAUUCUUCAUAGCAGGGAUAAUAACAGAUGCAAAGGGUUUCUUCACUAUGUUGUUUACUAUCAUGAUGUUGGCAUAUUCUACCAGUUCCCUGCCGCUGUCUAUAGGAGCAGGGGAGAAUGCAACAGCUGUACCCACAGUACUUGUGACAAUCUACUUUGCAUUCAUGCUGUUUUUCUCGGGUCUGGAAAUAUAUUCAGGAAGCUCACUACCUGGGCUUUCAUUCAUUCAGUACUUUAAUAUUCCUCAUUAUGGAUUCACAGCUUUGCUGCACAAUGAAUUCUUGGGGCAAAACUUCUGUCCAGAACACAAAACAGCAGAAGUCAGUAGCUGUCGGAACUAUGUGAUAUGCACUGGUGAAGAAUUCUUGAUGAUCCUGGGCAUUGACCUCUCACCCUGGGGCUUCUGGCAGAAUCAUGUGGCCUUAGCUUGUAUAAUGAUUAUCCUCUUAUCCAUUACCUAUGUUCGGUUAUUAGCACAGAAGAAAGUAGAAGUUCUUAAGUCUGGCUGGAGGAAGUUUCAACAGUUGUUUAAAGAGAUGUGAUUCCAAACUAUUCUAACUACCUAUACUUAUAUUCAUGGACAAAUACUACAGCCAGCAUCACCCAGAUGAGAUUCCUACUGUAAUGAACUGUGAUGAGUGCAGAGACU
Cricetulus griseus (Chinese hamster) is the source of this 2153-nucleotide messenger RNA. The record is from RefSeq and is a predicted model, not a curated record. Lineage: Eukaryota; Metazoa; Chordata; Mammalia; Rodentia; Cricetidae.